AUGUUCAAACAUUCGAUAUAUUUUCAAUUUUUCUAUUCUUCAUCGGAAAAAGCAUCUUUACAGGCAUUUGCUGACGCAAAGAAAGCAGCUGUUUUACGAGUGGUGCAGGUAUUUAACGACCUGGGUCAACAAUCCGGUCGUACGAAGAUACGCUGUGGUGGUGCCAUUGUUCCUCGUUUCUUUGAAACUAUGCUUUCUGAGGUGCCUGAUAUUCUCUUUAAUGGAUCGCUUACCAAACUAGACGGAUUUGUUUAUCACGUAACAGUCACGCCGAUGUCCGCAAAAACGUUUGUUGUCAAUAGAACUGUUACGGGAUUUGAAUUGGAUAUUUUUCAGCUAAUAACAACCUAGCAGAGGGCUAGUUUUCAAUAUCAUUUUAUCAAAGCAUCUGACGCUGGUAAACUUUUACAAGCCCUCAAUGAUGGAAAGCUUGAUGUAAUGCUGAACGUUAUGCAGAGUAAGUUUCGCUUCAACAUUAUCUGGGCUAUUUGGCCGGAGCAUCAAGGAUACUGCAUCACGCUACCAAGGACGUUUGAACGGAUGCAUUUGGAUUUGCUUUUUCAUCCUUUCAAUUGGCACAUCUGGGUGGUUUUAAUAGUUUUGUUGCUUUUCAUGCAGUUGUUAAAUUUAAUUUUUCCUACUAAAUUUCAACACAAUCUUAUCAUGAUGUGUUUUUUUGGAAGUGGCCCAGCAGAGCAUGCUCUCACGUCAUCGGCACGGUUGAUGGUGUGCUCAGUGUGUGUUGUCAUUUUCUUACUCACGGAAACUUAUCAAGCGAUUCUGUUAUCUUUGAUAGCGGCUGAUUCUUAUGUAAGACCUCCGAAAACAAUUGAAGAUUUUCUCGAAUUGAAUUUGACGCUUUACACCAUAGAAGGCAUGAAGCACAUGAUUCCUACAAAAUUGAUACCGAUAACGCACAUCAUAGGUUCCUCUAUGACGCUUUACUCUAUAUUUUCCUAUGCUACGGUUCAGCCUUGUUCGGAUGCGAGUUUUUGGAACACCAACCCAUUAAAAAUAAUUCUACCUGAAAGAAAUGAACUCAUUACGGUACAACCUCCAUUAUUCUACUUACCAAACUAUGUAUCAUUUAGCCAGUUGAGCCCGGCAAUGCGUAAUUACCAACUUUACAUGAAUUGGUUGUUUGAAUCUGGUAUUUACCACUUUAUCUAUCAAAAAUGGUAUCCGAAGAGAAUGUUUCGAGAAAAAGAAGCUUCUUUUAAUGAUUCGAUUGUAUUGACAGACGAUUUGAUACCAGUGUGGGAGCUGUUCGGGUUUGGUUUGAUAGUAAGUGCGCUUGUUUUUGCAAAUGAAUGGAUACUGUAUUAUUUCAAGAAUCGUUAUCGACACACUCGUUAA
Messenger RNA from Anopheles nili, 1356 nucleotides. RefSeq lists its product as uncharacterized. The transcript has a single exon. Lineage: Eukaryota; Metazoa; Arthropoda; Insecta; Diptera; Culicidae. The record is from RefSeq and is a predicted model, not a curated record.